AUGAAUGGUGAUGAUAUUGGUAAAAUUGAUAUUGUUGGAGAAAAUGUAGAACAAUCUGGAGAGAAGAAAAAUGUAGCAAAUGUCGAGGAACAGAAAAAUAAUACUGAUGAAGUUGAAACUGAUGUUGAAUCAAAUGAAAAAUACAAGUUGAGGAGAAAGAGAGGUAGAAAAAACACGAAAGAGACUAGGGAAGGAGAAACUCAAAGCAGUGCUACUAAUAAGGUUCUUCGGCGAAAGGAUUGCAGAGAAUGGACAAAUGAUCUUCAUGCCAAAUUCGUGAAAACGGUACAACAACUCGGUGAAGGAAGAUGUUACCCAAAGGAGAUUCUUGAAGUGAUGAAGCAUGAUGUGCCUGAUCUUACCAGGAUGCAAGUGGCUAGCUACCUUCAGAAAUGUCGUCGCAAGAAUUUGAGAUCUCCAGAAGAGAGAAAAUAUAUUUGUUACCCAUCCGGUCAAGGAUCCUCAAAUGAUUCUAAGAAAAGAAGUAGUUUUCAAGAAUAUGGAACAAUGCCUCGUCUUCAAACAAAUGUACCAAUUCUACAACAUGAACCUGAUCAAACCCAAAGAGGGACAUAUUUUCCAAUUUCAACUCUCAAUACCAAUAAAAGUUUUUCUAGAGGGGAGAGUUCAACUCAACAACAACUUUAUCGCCCACAACUUCAGGUUCAACCCCGCUACCUCAAUAUUGAAAAUCGAUUCAAUAAUUCAUUUUUUCCAGCCCAAAGUUAUGUUGGUGAUAGGCUACAACAACAUGAACCAUUAGUAGAAAUGUUGAAUUCACAAGGACUACAAGACUCAAUUAUUAAGAACACUAGUUAUAGUCCUGUCCUAGAGUUUAAUAGUGGGGAUCAUCACAAUCAAAGUGAUUACAGUUUGGAUCUCAAUGUGACCCAUGGAGAAACAUAUUCAGGUUGCCGAAUAAUAAUGGGUACAGAAAUUGGAAAUGCGACAAAUAGUGAAUAUAACUUGAAUGUCAAUGUAGACAAUGUUUCUAAUUCUUAUGUUGGAAAUACGACUGCUAAUGAAUUGGGAGUAGCAAAUGCAAAUUUUCAACAAUAUAUUCUUGAACCAAACAUGUCUAAUCCAAGCAGUAUUAUUGGGGCAUCAUAUGCGAAUGAUAUUGAAGGAGGUGAUUCAAAUAAGAAGAAAAAGUGUGAUGCGUAUUUUGAAUUCAAUGAUAUGGGUUAUCUCUUCCAGAAUCAUGGACCUUCAAGUUCUAACCUACCUAAUGAACAAGGUACAGAGUUUGAUCAAGUUUACUCUGAUGAUCAGGUAGUAGCGACAUCCAGUGUCCAGUUUUCAGGAACAUCAAAUUAUCCUGAUAAAUCAUCAAUAUGA
Messenger RNA from Solanum tuberosum (potato), 1338 nucleotides. RefSeq names its product two-component response regulator ARR10-like. Bases 1 to 1338 code for a protein of 445 amino acids. Gene Ontology annotation, biological process: regulation of DNA-templated transcription. Lineage: Eukaryota; Viridiplantae; Streptophyta; Magnoliopsida; Solanales; Solanaceae. Gene Ontology annotation, molecular function: DNA-binding transcription factor activity; DNA binding. The transcript is spliced from 4 exons. Gene Ontology annotation, cellular component: nucleus. The record is from RefSeq and is a predicted model, not a curated record.